UGGCCCGGCUCCAUCAAACGUCGGAUGGGGUGAGCGAUGCAUGGCGCUGGCGCUGGCCGCAUGCGCGGCGAGCUGGAGCGCCGAGGUUCCGCCGCCGGCCGAGGCCGAGGUGCCGCCCCGCUGCAGCCCUGAACAUAUCAGGCGCUGGGGGGCACUUUCCUGCGGCGCGCUGCUGGGGGGCGCCUUUUUCGCCCGGCGGCCACACGGGCUCAGGCCGGGGCUUUCUCGGACGGCGGAGCCGCGGGGCAAGGUGGUGGUGCCAGUCCGGCGCCAGAACGUGCGGCCUAAGAGGACCGUGGAAGAGGUUUUGGAGGAGGACGAGGAGGACGAGGACGAGGAGGAGGAAUUUGGGCAGCUGAAACAAUGGGCCAGCGAGGUGGACAGCCCCAAACGCCAGCGCUGUGACGCGAUGUGCCUCGCCGAUGAGCUGGACCUCGAGCGGAUUUGCAGCGCCUGGGCCGGUGCGGCGGAACAAGGCAGUGUGCCUGCUGCCCGUGCACGGCGCCUCUCGGCGGAUGUCUGUGUGCUGGAACUCGAGGACGGGCGGCUUUGCUUCGCCUUCGCCUUCGGCUCCAUCGUCUCCUGGGGCCUCACCUGGAUGGAGCUGCGCCGCCUGCGGCGGCUCAUCCGGAAGUCCGCAGGAGAGACGUUCUUCCCGGAGGACGUGGAGACGGACACCAUGACCUUCGCCAUGGAGGCCGCCAACAACGAGGUCACAGAGCUGGAGUUGCAAGCCCCUGCCGCACCAAAGUUGAGCGGCGACCACAUCGUUUUAGCCACUUGCCUGGGAGAUGAAGCCCUGGCAUACAGCUACGCAUUUGCGCAGAGCGUGAAGUUGGCGACCUUCGAGAAGAUUGUGGAUGCGGCCAUUGAGAAGGCCAAGCCGAUCCCCGAGUCGCUGGCGCAGUAUGGCACCUUCGACAUGGACGAGAAGCUGGUGAAGAUGCAAAUGGGCGGCAUCUUUGUGACGAAGUGCUCCUUGACGCUGCAGACCGACAUGCUGGGCACCCCCGAGAUCCUUUGGGAGCACGACCAAUUCGACGCGCAGUACGAGGCGUGCCGGAAGUACCUCGAGGUUGGCAAGAGGGUGGACAUCUUGGAUCAGCGGCUGGGGGUGCUGAACGACCUCUACAGCUUUCUGCAGACCCAGCUGGAGGUGAAGCACUCCAACAAGCUGGAGUGGAUCGUCAUCUACCUGAUCGUCAUCGAGAUUCUGCUGGACUUGUUCCACAUGUCACCUUUCUACACCAAGCGCACCUUUGCAAUCUUAACACUUCUGCUGGCAGCUGGUGCUGGGGCGGCAUUCGCCAAGGAGGUGAAGGUGAGCCGCUGGUCGCAGCGGCUGAAGCGCGUGAGCUCCCCCUGGUGGAGGCUGGGGCUGGUGGCUGUGCUGGCGGUGACGGCGGUGGUGCUGCGCCGCCCGCGGCCGCAGCCGCCGCUGCUCUUCGUAGGUCCGAUGGCGAGAGCGCCGCGGCCCGGAGGACCGGUGCCCGGCCUUCGCGCGGCGUGCCGCAGGCCUGCGGUGCUCAGCUCCAGCUCCGGGCAGAUGUGGCAGCUGCUUCCUCGCGCUGACCGCCGCUGGCUGGCGCUGGGCGUCUUCGGGCUGCUGGGCGCCUCGCUGCUGCAGCUGGCGGUGCCGCCGCUGGCGGCCGCCGCGCUGCUGGCGGCCAGCCGCGGGCAGCAGGCGCUGCCCCAGGUGCAAUCGCUGGGCCUGGUGGCGCUGGGGGUGGCCGCCAUGAACGGCCUCCGCAGCUUCAGCUUCCACCUGACUCGCCUGAGUUUCGUGGAGGCCUUGAGGGAGAAGACCUUCGACUGCUACUUGUCAAAGAGCAUGAGCUUCUACGACAAGGUGGACGCCGCGGAGUUGAGCUCCAGGCUGACCUCGGACUGCCAGCUGGUCUUUGCCAGCCUGGACGACGUGCUGAACUUCCUGCUGCGCUCCGGUGUCGUGACGCUGCUGGGCUACCUGGCGAUGCUGCGCUGCUGCUGGCAGCUGACUUUGAGCGCCACGGUGCUGCUGCUGGCUCUGCUGGCGGCCACCCGCUGCUACGCCGAGGUUCGGCGCUCCACUACUGCAGAAACGCAGGACGCGGUGGCGGAGCUGAGCCGCGUCACGGAGGAAACGCUGCAGGGCCUCGACACGGUGCGGGCGCUCGCCGCGGAGGAGAAGCACAAGGAUCUUUUUAACGAGCAGACGCAGAUCAUUCUUGAUGUGCAGAAGCGAAAUAGCCUCGCUCUGGGCGCUUUCUGCCUGAGCAACGCCUUGCUCAGCGGUGCAUGUCAAGCCCUGAGCCUGGCGCUUGGGGGGCUGCUGGCGCUGGGUGGUCGCAUCUCUGUGGAUGCGCUGACGCGGUUCUUGCUGUACUUGGACAUGGUGCUGCGAGGCUUGAGCGACCUCAGCGAGGAUUGGCCUUCCACCAUGGAGGCGCUGGGCGCUGGCGCGGCGGUGCUGGAGACCUUGGCCCAGGGCGUCGGGAGCAACGCGACGGCCGGCGCUUCCGGCGCUUCCGGCGCCUCCGGCGCUUCGCGGGCGGAAGGCCUGCGCCUGCCGCAAAUCUCCGGAGACCUUUGCUUCGAGCACGUGACGUUUGCCUACCCAAUGCGGCCCUCGCGCCAGGUUCUCAAGGACGUCACUAUUCACUGCCGCGCAGGUGAAAUGACGGCGCUGGUGGGAACAAGUGGGUCUGGCAAGAGCUCGCUGAUCAACCUCAUCCAGGGCUUCUACCAGCUCCAAAACGGGCAGGUGCUGGUGGACGGGCAGCGCCUUCAGGACUUGGAUCUCGCCUGGUUCCGGAGCCAGCUGGGCAUCGUGGGCCAGGAGCCCCACUUCUUUCGGGGCACCGUGGCGGAGAACAUCGCCUGGGGCCUCAGCUCCUUCGACUUCGCCGAGGUGCAGGAGGCUGCAAAGACGGCCCAAGCGCAUGACUUCAUCAUGAAGUUGCCCAAGGGCUACGACUCGGAGAUCGCAGAUGGGCGCCUGUUGUCGGGAGGGCAGCGCCAGCGGAUCGCCAUCGCCCGCGCCCUGCUGCGGGAUCCCCCGGUGCUGAUCCUGGACGAGCCCACAUCCGCGCUUGACCCUUCCACUGGCAGGUUGGUCGCCUCUGCCCUGCGCCGCGCGCAGUGGUCCCCGCGCCUGCAGCGCCGGAGGACGGUGCUGGUCAUUGCUCACCGGCUGUCCACUGUCAAGGAUGCUGAGCAGAUUGUCGUGCUGGAGAAGGGCGUGGUUGCAGAGCGCGGCAGCCACGAGGAGCUCAUGGACCUCCGCGGCGCCUUCUGGCGCAUGGUCAGCGAGCACUGAAGCUCCGAAGCCUUUGGACGCCCGAAAAGAAGCAGAGCGCCGCCGCCGGGAUGCGGCUGUGAGACUUGUAGGGACUGGCGCAGAAUCCUUCUGCCCCAAGGGAAGCGGCAUAUCGAUGCUUGGAACCCAGACUGCUCAGUUCAAACUUCCUGUGGGAGCCUCG
Messenger RNA from Effrenium voratum, 3461 nucleotides. The record is from the annotation of a GenBank genome assembly. Lineage: Eukaryota; Dinophyceae; Suessiales; Symbiodiniaceae.